Molecule: messenger RNA, 3305 nt
Organism: Xiphias gladius (swordfish)
Lineage: Eukaryota; Metazoa; Chordata; Actinopteri; Istiophoriformes; Xiphiidae
Gene: sesn4
Product: sestrin 4
Exons: 9
Coding region: 152-1486 (444 amino acids)
Biological process (GO): cellular response to leucine starvation; regulation of response to reactive oxygen species; positive regulation of macroautophagy
Cellular component (GO): nucleus
Molecular function (GO): oxidoreductase activity, acting on peroxide as acceptor; L-leucine binding
Source: RefSeq, a predicted model, not a curated record
CUACGCUCCGGGAAGCAUUUUUUCCUCUCAGUCCAGUCUUCAGCUACGGACCGAUUGUGGCCAGAGGCAGGCUCUUUGCCUUUGUUAGCUAUCUUGGAAAGCACCAAGAAAAGACAGAGCCGCAUCCAUGCAAUAGCAUACUUUUUGGAAAAUGAUCAUCUGUACGAAUAAAAUGGAGUACCCCCUGAGAACCCAGUGCCAGCGAGUCCAGAAACAGGUGAAGGUUAACGGUGAGAAGGAGCGGGUGUCACUGCUGUUCAUGAAGGCUCUGGUCAGCAGGGGGAGUGUGGACGCCGUGUCCCAGCAGAUGGCUUCUCACCCUCAAUACUUGGAGAGCUUCCUGCGCACACAGCACUACAUCUUGCACAUGGACGGCCCCCUGCCGCUGCCAUACCGCCAUUACAUCGCCAUCAUGGCUGCAGCACGACAUCACUGCAACUACCUGGUGUACCUGCACUCAGCUCAGUUUCUGAGGGUGGGUGGGGACCCUCUGUGGUUGCAGGGUUUGGAGGCGGCGCCCCCUCGCCUUCGUCUCCUUGACCACAUCAACAAGGUGCUGGCCCAUCAGCCCUGGCUCACUGCCUGCUCACACAUCCAGACACUGCUGAAGUCGGGUGAGCAGUGCUGGUCGCUGGCAGAACUGGUGCAGGCUGUGGUGAUCCUGGCCCACUGCCACGCCCUCUGCAGCUUUGUUUUUGGAAGCGACACAGACUCAGACUUUGUCCCACUCUCCAAAUCUCCUAAUGGUACUCCGCCGACCUUCUGCCCCUUUGAUGCCGCCAACGGCAACACCAACGUGCCUCAGUCGCUCGCCACUCCUUCCGAACACAUAACACGACGACGGUCUCUGGACUCCAGUUUUGACGUGGUUUUUCUAAGAGAGAGGAUUCAGAAGUCCCAGGAGGAGCGUGAGAAGAGAGAAGAGCGCCUUCUGCAGACCCAGUCACUCCAACAAACAGAUAUGGAAGAGGAGGAGGAAAUGAUAUGCUUCGCAGACCCGUCACGUUUUAUCACAGACCCAGACUUUUGCUAUGAAGAGUUUGCUCGCAGGGAGGAGGACCACUUCCAAGUAUUUAGAGUUCAGGACUAUUCAUGGGAGGACCACGGCUUCUCCUUAGUCAACAGAUUGUAUUCGGACAUCGGGCACCUCUUGGACGACCGAUUCAGGAGUGUGACCACCCUCCCCUCGUUGCACAGCCCCGACCUGAAGAGGGCGAUCUGGAAUUACAUCCAUUGUGUUUUAGGAAUACGGUAUGAUGAUUAUGAUUACGGUGAAGUGAACCAGUUGCUGGAGCGUGAUUUGAAGCUGUAUAUCAAGGCCGUGGCCUGUUUUCCAGACGCCACCAAAACCCCGGUGUGUCCGCUGAGUUGGGCUGUACUUAAAACUUCAGAAAGGAUACAUGUGAAUUUACUAAUCAUGGAGGCCCGGCUGCAGGCGGAGCUGCUAUACGCUCUGAGAGCCAUCACUCAGUACAUGAUUGCCUAAGUGCUCGGAGAGGCACAAAGUCAAAACUCUUCGCCGUUACAGAGAGACCCAGAGACACGAGGAUAAAGAAGCAGUGAAGUGGGACGAGAGCGGCACUUUUAAGGAAACAGAGCUCCAUUGUUUUGUGGCUGUGCCCCAUGAAUGUGCUUCUCUUUCUCUCAGAGUUAAUGUAUUUAUACCAUAGUGUGCCACAGCCCCUUCCUCACCCCUUUCUGCAGAUUCUCUUAUUGUGAAGUCCUCUUAUCAAACAUCUCGUCUCUCAAAGGCUAUGUGCAAUUAUUACUAGCGUUGUUUUAAUUUUUACCUGUUGUCAUGUGUUCCAGCUCAGUCUGUGAAAAAACUGCUUGGUUGUAGCAGGGUGUUAUAGUGGCCAAUACUAUCCUUUUUAGUUUGAUCGGUCUCCUUUUGUAUUAACUAUGCUUUCCCAAAAGAUAUCUUUUUGUACCAGUUGAAUGAAUGUUAAUGUGAGACCAGGGUCUUUUUUCUUUUUUUUUUUUUUUUUUUUUUUUUUUUUGGGACAAUCCUAGUCAGUGUUGGAGGAGCACAUCAAGUGGACUGUGAAGGAUGACCAUUUAGCUCUCCCUAACAUCUCGUAUUAAUGCUGGUCAAGAACAAACAGAACAGUGACACUGCUGGAAGUUAUCACAUCACUAUAGUUUCUUUUAAUAAGCACUUUUUAAAACUUUAUAUAUUUAUAAUGCAAGGUAGCUUGUUAGUAGACAUUGAGACGCACAGUGUUGUGGGUCUGACGCCUUUCUUGUCACUAUAUGACGUGUAAUGAACGUUUUUAGACUGUUUGUCCUCAAACUUUCAGACUUUGCUUUUGUGCUCAACCCCAGAUCUCAGAGUGAACUUUCUUCUUAAUCCAACAUAUUUCAGUAAAUUAUUGGAAGGAUUUUGAAGGUCAUGAUGUUUGUAAAACAUAAUUCAGACCUGAUAUCAAAAUUUGUAACUAAACUGAAGUGGUCAGUGAGCUGUUUCCGACAGUGAAGAUUAAGCUGAGCCAUUUGCAGAGUGAUUGUUUUGUUUUUUUGUACUGACAUGCUUCAGUUAAGAUCAAAUCAGAGACUGAAUUUCAGACCAAAGGUCAUUUAAAAAGAAAAAAAAAAAACUCUAAAGUGAUGAAUUGGACAGAUGAAAAGUAAAAGUAGAUCUGCACUGGUCGAGUUUUUUGUGAGCUGUAUCAAAGCUGAUUAUCACGUCAAAAUACACGGUACGGUUUGCAGAGCAGAACAAUGUGCAAACUAGAUGUUAAAACACUUGUAUCUUUUCUCUGUCUUUUUUUUAUUUUAUUUUUACAGUUUUUGUAAACUAUAGAGUACUUUUUUGUUUCGUUUCUGGGUGUGACGGUAGGACCUGCUUGUUGUGCUGCAGCCUGGGUAGAUGUAGAUGUGUGACAGACUGUUUAGAGUUAGACAUUAGAUUUAGAAAAAGAAACAGAAAUGCAUAUCGACAAAAGCAAAAGCGCUGUUAACACAGGUGCCUUCAGGCUAAAACUGGAGUGCUGCUGAAGUGGAGGGAUGUAACUACUGGAGGCUGAAUGUGGGCUUUGGUUGCAGCAGGGAAACACUUCCACCUGACAAGUGCAAAACUUGUGGUGUUUCCCGCAUGGGAACGUUUUUUUCUCAUGUUGGUCAGCGCCAUUUCAGAUAAGUAUUGCAGCUGUGAAUGCCCGUGUCUUCUAUCAGACACCUUCUACAAGCCCCAGCAACCCAGCAAGAGCCUUUGACACAGAUGGAUGUUAAAAAUGUUCAACUUUAGCAGAUUUGAAAAAAUGGACAAUUAUCUAAAAAUGAAACAAUCUUAAAAAAAAAAAAAA